AACUGCGUAGCAUAGAGCUAAAAAUGUCUGAGUCAAGCGUUCCUGAGAGACAUAGUGAGCUUAGCAGUUCUUCAUAUACCUUAGGUUCCAAAACUAAGACGACAUAUAGUCUGGGGUCUUCAUCAGGGACAGGGUUAAACUCCACACCUGCAGGGUCAGGAGGUACAAAAGAUAUCGCUUCUGGUGUUGGAAUGCUGGAAAGCUUUUCUGGGUCAGCUAGUGGCUCUGGUGGGUCAAUUCUUUCUGACCUUGUUGGGGCUAGAUAUGGUGCGGGUAACUAUUGUGAUGGUGCUGCUGCUGGCUUUGAUAGUGGCAUUGGACUUGGUGCCAGAUGUAGUGGUGGUGGUGCAGGAUAUCCACCCAUCACUAAUGCAACAAUGGAUAAUAGACUGCUAGCUUCCCUGGACCUCACCAUAGAUCCAAAGAUUGAACAGAUCUGCACCCAGGAGAAGAAUGAAAUCAAAAUCGUUAACAAUAAAUUUCCAUGUUUUAAUGACAACGCAAGUGAUCUCGAACAAAGUAACAAAAUGUCGGAGACCAAACUGGCUUUGCAGCAGCAGCCACAGCAGCAGGGAGGAGGCAGUGACCAUCUUAAAUCCUUAUUUCAGGCUUUCAUUAAAAUCUUUCGGAAAAAGCUGGAAAACAUCAGUUCUGAAAAAGGCACAUUGAAUUCGGAGCUACCCAACAUGGAAAAUUUAGUUGAUUUCAAAACAAAAUAUGAAGAUGAAAUUAACAAUCGCACUGCUGCUGAGAAUGAAUCUGUGACCUUAAAGAAAGCACGUGAUCUCGAACAAAGUAACAAAAUGUCGGAGACCAAAUUGGCUUUGCAGCAGCAGCCACAGCAGCAGGGAGGAGGCAGUGACCAUCUUGAACCCUUAUUUCAGGUUUUCAUUAAAAACUUGUUGAGACAGCUGGAAAGCCUCUGUUAUGAAAAAGGCACAUUGAAUUCGGAGCUAUCCAACAUGGAAAAUUUAGUUGAUUUCAAAACAAAAUAUGAAGAUGAAAUUAACAAUCGCACUGCUGCUGAGAAUGAAUCUGUGACCUUAAAGAAAGAUGGCGAUGCUGCUUUUCUGCAGAAAUCUGAACAGGAAGCUAAACUGAAUGGUCUAUGGGAUUAA
Messenger RNA from Protopterus annectens (West African lungfish), 1118 nucleotides. RefSeq names its product keratin, type II cytoskeletal 6A-like. Gene Ontology annotation, cellular component: keratin filament. NCBI's taxonomy places the organism in Eukaryota, Metazoa, Chordata, Ceratodontiformes, Protopteridae. The transcript is spliced from 6 exons. The record is from RefSeq and is a predicted model, not a curated record. The coding region runs from base 24 to 1118 and encodes 364 amino acids.